Molecule: messenger RNA, 1384 nt
Organism: Drosophila mojavensis
Lineage: Eukaryota; Metazoa; Arthropoda; Insecta; Diptera; Drosophilidae
Exons: 2
Coding region: 1-1161 (386 amino acids)
Cellular component (GO): proton-transporting V-type ATPase complex
Source: RefSeq, a predicted model, not a curated record
AUGCAGCUAAUUGCAGUUGGGGUACUCAUAAGUCUGGCGCUCGGCUGCAGUGCAGCCAUAAGUGGACCGUAUCUGUUUUGGGGUCACGACAAGGUAUUCAAUUUACAACCCCAAGCGUUAGUCGAUGCCAGUAGCAGGGAGCAGCCUCUGACGCAACUGUUCAAAGAUGUCAAGGCAAUAAUAAUUUUCGUGCGUAAUUCUACAAGCCGACUGGAGGGCACCAAGUAUCCCAAGUUUGAAAAUCUGGUGAAGAACAACGCGUGGACAUAUCUGCCGCAGCGCAACCUGCCCGUGGAGCCCUACAGCUACAACGCCAACAUUGAGGUCAUUAACCUAAGCGGACAGAGUGAUGAGGACGACGCUGAGCUGCUGACGGGCUACAAUGAUGCUCUAACCAUUUAUGGCCAUGGUGAGGUGUUAGGCAUUUUAGCCAGUCGCGAGGAAGAGGCUCAUUAUCUGGCCAAGCGUGAAGCCAAGGACGAGGCGAAGGAGGAGGACGCCAAUCGUGCCACGACCACACAGUCCACGCUCAUUGAGACUGAAGUGACCCAGGUUUACAUAGCAGAGGGCAACAAGGCUGUGCUAAUCUUGACCGGGCCGCCCGAGCUGCGCCUGAGCAACGAGACACUGCUGCUGGAGGAGCACAACAAGCACAUCACCUUCGAUGAUCAGCGCGCCAAGGGCUACGGUCGCCUGAGCAUCACCUUCAUGUACAACAGCGAGAAGUGCACGUUGCGCUUCAAGUUCUCGCUGCUGCGUGGCACCUGGCAUAUGCGCAACGUCGAGGUGGAGUACAGGGACUACAAGGCUGUGCUGCCGGCCAUUGGCAAUGAGUAUACGCUGCCAUCGGCGCCGCUUGGAUUCUCCUUCCGCUGCUCCUCCGAGGAGCUGCUCUUCUCCAACAGAAACACCAACGAGACUCAGAUGAACCUGGUGUUGUCCGACUACCAAGUGCAGCCCUGGCUUAACGGACGCAAAGAGUUCGGCGAUGUCUAUGACUGCGUUGGCUUCAUCACAUCACCAAUUUUGGCUGGCCUGCUCGUGACCGCCUUCCUGCUGGGCAUCCUCUCGUUGGGCAUCACGGCGAUGCUCAGCAUUCACACGCCCAAUCGAUUCGAGAGCUCCCGCAACAAACAGUUAACAUUCACCGUGCAGGAGUAAAGCUGCUAUCCGCCUGCGAGCGUGAAUCCCAAGCUGCUGCAACAUGUUUGCUCUGAUUACAUUUUCGCCUGUUAAUCCGCUGGCUUUGUUCACGUUGGCCAUCGAAUUGUUUCUCAUACAUCUACUCUUUGUGCUGAUUGUGCUCUAUAUAUAUGUGCUCUGGUAUUAUUAGUGAAGAGCCAUUCCAAUUAGACACAAAUAUAUCUAUAAUAUGAAUACUCAA